Molecule: messenger RNA, 907 nt
Organism: Capsella rubella
Lineage: Eukaryota; Viridiplantae; Streptophyta; Magnoliopsida; Brassicales; Brassicaceae
Product: suppressor of disruption of TFIIS
Exons: 7
Coding region: 19-822 (267 amino acids)
Source: RefSeq, a predicted model, not a curated record
CUAGUUUGGAAGAGAAAUAUGGAAUUUGUGACUAACUCCUCAACACCAAGAUAUGAAUGUCUUGUCUUUGAUUUGGACGAUACUCUUUAUCCUUUAAGCUCUGGUCUAUCAGAAGCAUGCGCCAACAACAUUAUAGAAUUCAUGGUUCAAAAGCUUGGAAUAGAGGAAGACAGAGUUGUUGAACUAAACCAACUUCUCUAUAAAAAAUAUGGAACUUCUAUGGCUGGCCUUAAGGCUAUAGGUUAUGAAUUCGACAAUGACGAGUACCACAGCUAUGUUCAUGGGAGAUUACCCUAUGAGAACCUUAAACCGGACCCGGUUCUGAGAAAUCUUCUUCUUACCCUACCAUUUCGAAAAUUGGUGUUCUCAAAUGGAGACGAUGCUCAUGUGAAGAAGGCUUUAAAAAGACUCGGCAUUGAAGAUUGUUUUGAAAAAAUCAUAAGUUUUGAGACCUUAAACCCUAAGACCAACGAUGCUGAGGUUUCUUGCGUCGCAGGUCAUCUUCCAGAGAAUCCGGUUAUCUGUAAACCAACAGAGAUUGCUUUCGAGAAAGCCUUCGACAUUGCACAGCUCAAUCCUCACAAAACCUUGUUCUUCGACGACAGUAUCCGGAACAUCCAAACCGGAAAACUCAUGGGUCUCCGUACAAUCUUGGUUGGUAAAUCAGAAAAAGUGGAAGGAAGCGAUUACGCGUUAGAAAGCAUUCACAACAUGAAAGAAGCAUUACCGGAGCUAUGGUCGGAAUCAAACAACAAUAACACGAAAUCUGAAAGAAUCAAUUACGUCGCACAGAUCUCGAUUGCAACUUCUGUUGAAGCUUGAUAUCUACAUAUCACAUGUUUUACUCAAUCUCUGUGAAGAUCAUAUUUACAUAUCAUAUAGUAGUAAUAUUACCAUAUAGAUAGUA